Candidula unifasciata is the source of this 627-nucleotide messenger RNA. The record is from the annotation of a GenBank genome assembly. NCBI's taxonomy places the organism in Eukaryota, Metazoa, Mollusca, Gastropoda, Stylommatophora, Geomitridae.
AUGGAACCAGAGUUAAAAGGUUCAUCAAACAGUGGUCCUGUUACAGAAACAGAGACUAACAACUUCGAAUAUGAAGCUCAACAUUUUGGAUUCACCCCCAUUACCUUGUUGAAUGGAAUGUUCAACGCAGUUUGCGACUUGUACAGAGAAGCUUUAAAAGCAUUUUGUAAAACAUGCUCCGAAAAGUAUCCAAAUGUGAUGUCAGAGACAGAAUAUAAGAAUGCUCGUCAUGCUGUCAGCGAGUUUAUCGACAAAGAUGUCUGCAUGCUGUUUGAUAAACUUGAGUAUUUCCUCCUACAUCAAGUGUUCACAAUUCCUGACGAUGUAGUUUUGCCGGAAGAUCAGUGUCAGCUGCAGCGGCUCAGUGAUGCUGAAGAAACCCAACUGGAGAAACAGAUUGUUGAUGUUAGAAAACGGAUCCUUGCGGUGAAAUAUGCCAACGCAGAGCUCAGUCAGCACUUGAAAGAUGCAGAAAUCUUGCAGAAAACUUUGGAUAAAGUCAUUGAACAGCUCUCGUCACCUGAGAACAGCGUGUCACAACUUGGAGCGAAAGCUUUGAAGGACUGGAUCUCCUACUACGGUGAGAUGCUGAACAAAUGUCUGGGGUCCAAGAAGAAAGCUACAUAA